UAUUCCAUCGUACUCAACGGUUUAGUUAUUCUGGGCAAUUCUGAGCGACGGCGGAAUAACUUUUUUGUCAAUUAUUCACUAUGGAAUAGCGGCGAAUAACUUUCCGGCAGAGGAAUAAAUAUUUAUUCCAAUAGAUUUUCCGAAGAGAGGAAUUGACAUUCGGAGUGUCAAAAUAUUAUAAAAUUUUUGAAUAAAUUGCUUAAUUAUUUUUGUGUUGUGGUUUUGUUAACAAUUUUAAUUUGCGAUUUUGUGUGCUAUGAACGAAAAUAAAGAAAAAGUCGCGAGUUCCUCGAGCACGGAGAUCUGCGAAUUGGUCGGCGGAGGAGACGUUGCGCUUUGUGCGCGCACUUGUUGAUGUCGGUCGCGAUGGCAUUUUAAAUCAGGCGACAAACGGUUGCACGCCAGAGCAACGGGCCCAGGAGUAUCGGAAAAUCGCGAAUAUAUUGAACGCCGAGCGCGCUUCUACGGGAAUUGUUCGCGAACCACUACAUCUGCAGAAUCGGUUCAAGCAAAUAAAGCAGUAUUUGCAGACAUAUUCGACAUGGCAGCGGCAAGUUUCAAUGGGAACUGGUGGCGGACUUGCGAAACCCAUGCCAGUGUCUUUAACCGUUCCUCUCACUGGAGCCAUGCUAGAAUUGCUUGCGAUUCUGCGUGAUCGCUUCUGUGGCCUCCAUUCCGAAUUUGACAGCGAUAUGGUAAUUUAUGGAAGUUCGGCAAACAGCAAAGAGCACUCACUGCUGAAUACGGAAGCAUUGCCCGAAACACAAAUGCCGGAUGAUACACAUACCCCAUUGUAUGUUCAAAACAAAGAUGUAUUGGGUGUUCAAAACACGACGUUAGAGGAGGUCCAAAUUGUGAAUAUCACGGAAGCAUUGCCCGAAACACAAAUGCCGGAUGAUACACAUACCCCAUUGUAUGUUCAAAACAAAGAUGUAUUGGGUGUUCAAAACACGACGUUAGAGGAGGUCCAAAUUGUGAAUAUCACAGCGAAGCCGUCAUCGACCAUAUUGACUCCCAGCUGUAACUUCUCCAGUCCUUUAAUCGUCUCCACCAGCUCGCCGUUGCCCAAGGAAGCAUCGGCAGUAGAACCGCGACAAUAUUUUGCAACAGUUGCACAACAGCGGCAAGCACGGAAACGCAGAUUCCGUGACCCAAAUAAUGCCGAAAAUGAAAUGCGCCAGCAGCUUAUAAAUCUUGAAUUAACGCAGUCACGCGAACUCCACGCAACAAACAUGCGCCAUGCCAUCGAGUUACAUACUGCUAAUAUGGAAGCGGUUAUGCUACAAAAAACUGCUCAGAAGCAAGUAAUGCAAUACUUCGCUAAGCGGGAACAAGAAGCGCAGGAGCGUCACAACCUAUACUUAAAGACGCACAAACCGAUGAAUGCACAAGAAUCUGAAAAAAUCGUCCAGGAGGAGCUUGAAGUUUCGAGCUUUUAUGACGACAUAAAACAUUCAGUAUAGUUUCGCGCAACAGGGUGUUAUUUAUUUUUUUUUUUUAU
Rhagoletis pomonella (apple maggot) is the source of this 1501-nucleotide messenger RNA. RefSeq lists its product as uncharacterized. The record is from RefSeq and is a predicted model, not a curated record. NCBI's taxonomy places the organism in Eukaryota, Metazoa, Arthropoda, Insecta, Diptera, Tephritidae. Bases 561 to 1463 code for a protein of 300 amino acids. The transcript is spliced from 3 exons.